AUGGAUUCAGGUGUAAUUAAUAAUUCCGAGAAGCAAUCAUCAAAGAAAGAUGAAUGCACAUUACCGGAUGUCUCGUCAGUUUCAUUGGAUUCAGUUUCCGAAUUAUCAUCAUCGAAUUUAGGAAAUAAAGUAAAAGUAUUCUUAAAAAUAAGACCAACCGAUAAUGACAAUGAUGAUUGUGAAAUUUUCACAAUAAUAAAUUCUACAAAUCUCGUGACAAAAAUCCCACCAUGCGAUUCAUCAUCACGACAAUCGAAGCACUUCAAUAAUCAAACAAAGGAUUCGAGAAAAUAUAAAUUUACAAAAAUUCUUCCAAUUGAAAUUUCGCCAUCACAACUUUUUAAUGACACCACACGGCAAACUGUCAUGAAUUUUAUUCAAGGUCAAAAUUCAACAGUAAUGAAUUAUGGCACUAGUAAUUCUGGUAAAACUCAUUCGUUCUUCGGUGAAAAUAAUACACUCGGACUAAUACCAAGAAGUUUAAAAUUUCUAUUCUCAAUUAUUGAAAACACUGUUUCGUCAAAUUACAAACCGUUUUAUGGAAAUGUGGUGAAAAAUUUUGAUGAAUUUGAGAGAAUUUUGGAUAAGCAGAUUAAGGAGAAAUUGUUUUUCACUUCGAGACGGAAAAAUUCAGUUCAAUUGGAUGAAUUUAGAAAUUUGGAUGAAUUUUCAUUGAGGGAAAAUAAUGAAGAAGCGAAGGAUGAUGGUUAUUUUUAUUCGGUUUGGAUUUCUUUUUUUGAAAUUUACAAUGAGGGUAUUUUCGAUUUAUUGGCGAAUGAAGAGGGUAAUAAGAAUCAUUUGAAGUUGACUACGGAUGAAAAGGGGAACAAUUAUUUGAAGGGAAUUAGAAAACUUUAUGCCACAAGUGCUGAGGAGGCUUUUCAAAUUAUGUUGGCUGGUAAAUCACAACUUCGAGUUGGUGUCACUGCGAUGAAUUCCAAAAGUUCACGGUCACAUGGUAUUUUUAGUUUAACUCUUUUGAAGUACAGGGAAAAUUCCUCUCCUGAAGAUGUGACAAUGAGUACAUUGACAUUCUGUGACCUUGCCGGAAGUGGUGGCUUGCGAAUGAAUCAGAAUAGGGAACGAGUUAAGGAAUCACGAAGUAUCAACGCGAGUCUAUUGGUUCUUGGCAGAUGUCUAAAGACAAUUCAACGAAAUUCAAUUUUACGCGAUAACACCGGACCCUUUAGGGAAUCAAAUUUAACCCGAUACCUACAGAACGCUCUAUUGGGAAAGGAGAAUUUAAUUAUUUUGGUUAAUCUAAAUAAAUCACCCGAGCUUUAUGUUGAGACACAAAAUGUCUUGAAUUUCGUUUCAACUCUCAAUAAAGUGAAAUUUGAAAUUCCUUCCGAAAAGAAAUCAUUAAUUUCCCGAAGUUCCACUUGGAUAUGUUCACCGAAAACUCCACUCAAAGUGAUAGAAACACCACAAGAGGGGGAAAAUUACGAAAAACUAAAACAAGAGAAUGGAAAAUUAUUACAAGAACUAGAGACCAUGAGGAAUGGGAUUUUGAACAAAGAAUAUGAGAUUCGACAAGAAUUGACGGAAAUGUAUUCUGGAAAAUUGAAAGAACUUGAGAAGACUUGGAGAAUAAAGACUGAAAAGCUUGAUGAGGAGCAUGACGAUUUAUUAAAUUGGUCAGUGAAGCAAGUCGAGGAUUAUUACAAGCAGCGAAUAAAUAAUAUGACAAGGAAACGAAAGCGUCUCAAUAGUCACGAGGGUCAUGGAGAUUCGGAAGAAUCAACUGUUGAUAGUUUGGAAUUAUCGAAGGCAACCGCAAAAAUAAUCGCACUUCAGGAAAUUAUCGAGAACCUAAAGAAAAGAAAUUUGGACCUAAGUGUCCAGAAGUCGGAGCUGACUUUCGAAUUGUCGACCACUAGGAACGAACUACAAGAUUUGAAGAAACGCUUCCAAACUGAAGAACCGUGCGAAAAUGCCUUUAAAAAACGAAGAGAAUCUUUUUUGUUCGAAUUCACAGAGCAUUGGACUAGGAAUAACGAACUACAAGAGGAAUUACAGGAAAAGCUGGAGAGAAUCGAGCAACUAAAGAUCGAAUUGAAGCAGAAGGAUCAGGAAUUAGGGGAAAUUAGAAAAGCCCUGAGAGAUGAUGAAGAAUCGUCAAUGAACAAUAGUUUAAAAUCAGAUUCACGAGAGUUGUCCCUAUCUCCGAUGUCACUAAACAAAGUAUCAAUAAUCGAAGAAGAAAAUUCACAAUCCCCAACAGUAUCCCUAAGAACUUUGAUAACGGUUCCAAUCCUAGAAACCCUCGACGAUCUCUCCCAAGAAAACAGGCUCAGUUUCCUAGAUUCUUCAAUCGAGAAAUCGGAAAAAAGCCUCCGAACAAGUGACGACGACUCUGGAAUCCGAACAUCUUCCGUAACCACCGAAUCUUGCGCCAAAGAUCACAAAGCAAUUCAAGUCGAUCUCGACGACAUUGAUCAAAUUAGACUUAAAUUAGAAAAACUAAAAAUCGACUACGAAAAUCUAGGUAACAAUUACACGAUAAAAUCGGAAAAGCUAGAUUUAUUGAUUCCCGAAAUGGAAAAAAUGAAGCAAACAAUUUUUCAAUUGGAAACGACAACAGUUGAGGAUAAGAAAAAAUUAGAGAAUUCCAUUCCCGAAAUGGAAAAAAUGAAGCAAUUAAUUUUUCAAUUGGAAACGACAACAGUUGCCGAUCGGAAAAAAUUAGAGGAGUACGAAAUUCAGUUGUUACGAAAGGAGGAUUAUCAGGCCCAAUUGGAGGAGAAAAUUAUCAAAUGCACCACGGAGCAUGUUCCGAAAAUUAAGAAAUUAGAAUUGGAGUUGAUGGAAAAAAAUACUAUCGUUCAAAAAUUGUGUGAAGAGAUGACAGACGUUAGGCAGGAUCUAAAGAGGAUUGAGAAAAUUGAUGAAAGAAUGAAAUUUUUCGAAAUCACUCUUCAGAAAAAUGAGAAAGAAAAACAAGAUUUACGAAAAUUAUUACAAGAGAAAAUAUCCCAUCAGGGCGAAUUGGAAAAAACUCUAUCGUGCUUAUCAGAAAAAAUAACCCGACGCGAUACUGAAUUGCUAAUACUCAAAGAAAAUUUGAAUCACACUAAAACAACGAAUUCAAUUAAUUACAAAAAUACAAAUGAAUUGAGUAAUCUUGUUUCUGGAUCGCUACUAAAAAUGAGUGACAUAAAAACUGAAUUAUUAAAAUCAGAAGAGUCUCGUAACAAUAUGGAUCGAAGUUGGGCACAGGAAUACGGUUUCUUACGUUCACAAUUAUCGACUUUCGAAAAUCAGGGAAAUUUAUUGUCACAAAUGUACGAGAGGAAUGAGGAAAUAAUUCUGGAUGUGAAAAAAUUGAAAAAAUGUCUACAACUAAAAGAGAGGGAAAUUGACGAAAUGAGGAAAAAUCGGGACGAAACUAUUGAGAGAUACGAUUUACUUGUGGACCAACUUCAAAUGGACGUGAAUGUAAUUAAAGAAAAUAAGGAAUACCUAGCCCUACAAGAAUCGAGUAAACAACUAAAGAAAAGUAUCAGCGAAACGUUUAAAUUCAAGAAACGAAAAUCAAAAAACCGUCAAAUGAAUACCAAUGAUUCGAAAAAUUGGAGUACACCGACAGUAAGUUCGUCUGCAUCACUGGAAUCAAUUCGAAAAUUCGCCCGAAGAACUUGUCAGUGUCCGAAAAAUUCCAACGAGGCGAGUAUUUAUUGA
Molecule: messenger RNA, 3681 nt
Organism: Leptopilina heterotoma
Lineage: Eukaryota; Metazoa; Arthropoda; Insecta; Hymenoptera; Figitidae
Product: kinesin-like protein KIF20A
Exons: 6
Coding region: 1-3681 (1226 amino acids)
Biological process (GO): microtubule-based movement; mitotic spindle organization
Molecular function (GO): ATP binding; microtubule binding; microtubule motor activity
Source: RefSeq, a predicted model, not a curated record